UUUCGGAACACCCUGAUUGAUUUGCUCUGAUCCUGAUCUGAUAUUCCUGAUGUUCUGAUAUUCUAAAAGAGAACAUUGCAGUAGAAGAACUUGAGUUGCCUCUUGUGACAUAGAGUGAAAACAAUUUCAAAAUGUUGAAUCUAAUUUUGAGGCAUCCUAUUAUUCCUAAAACUUUACUAACUCAAGUACGAUCUGUCCAUGGAAUCACACAAAAAUAUUUUAUAUGUGACAAGAAUAUAUUUUCAGCGGCAAUGACUAUUAGAAUGUUUCUAACGAGAUGCAUAAGAUUAUCUGCUGGAGCAACACGACAAACAAGAGAGAGUUUCCUUAAAUCAAACAAAUUGAUACAAAAUUUAUUAAUACAGCGUCGACAAAUGUCACAAUUGGAUGUAAACACAAAUGUACAGAACAAUGUAAUUUUAUAUAAAUUUGAAAGGAAUACAUAUUUUCGAAAUUUCCAAAUUUUUGGAGCUGUACAAUUAUUUUGUUGUUCAGUAUUGGCUUUUUAUAGUUAUACUUCAUCAUUCUGGGAUAUACACAGGGAAAACUUAAAAGAACAUUUACUGAAAUACAUGUUCCGAUUUGGCAUAUUUUUCUUUGCAAUUAUGAUAGGUCCCCUUGUGUAUCUUUACAUUUAUGCUACGUGCGCUCGUAGCAUCAAAUACAUUAUUUUAAAUAAAGGUGGUAAAACACUUUCAAUUAUUACUUAUCAUAUGCAAAAGAAGAAAUCCAAGCUAAAUUUACCAGUAGGAAUGGUAAAAUCUACCGCAGACAGACAAGAUAAUAUAGGAAUGUACCUACCACUUAAAAUAAAAAAUAGAUCUUUUUAUUACCUAGUUGAUAAAAAUGGCACUUUUGUAAAUUCAAGACUUUUUGAUUAUGUAAUGGGAUAA
Molecule: messenger RNA, 893 nt
Organism: Trachymyrmex septentrionalis
Lineage: Eukaryota; Metazoa; Arthropoda; Insecta; Hymenoptera; Formicidae
Product: transmembrane protein 223
Exons: 6
Coding region: 132-893 (253 amino acids)
Biological process (GO): nervous system development
Cellular component (GO): mitochondrion
Source: RefSeq, a predicted model, not a curated record